Messenger RNA from Cebus imitator (Panamanian white-faced capuchin), 3115 nucleotides. It is a transcript of the gene SLC9A3, whose product is annotated as solute carrier family 9 member A3. Gene Ontology annotation, molecular function: sodium:proton antiporter activity. Gene Ontology annotation, biological process: regulation of pH; sodium ion transport; proton transmembrane transport. Bases 106 to 2604 code for a protein of 832 amino acids. The transcript has 16 exons. Gene Ontology annotation, cellular component: brush border membrane; apical plasma membrane. NCBI's taxonomy places the organism in Eukaryota, Metazoa, Chordata, Mammalia, Primates, Cebidae. The record is from RefSeq and is a predicted model, not a curated record.
UCCUCGCUGAGUUGCGCGUCCCGCGGCCCCAGCCCCGCGCGUCGGCCGAGCCCAGCGGGACCCCUCGCGACCUGCGCGUCCUGGCCCCGCGCUGAGCCGGCGGCGAUGUGGGGACCCCGGGCGCGGGGCCCCGGCCGGGGGCUGCUGCUGGCGCUGGUGCUGGGCGGGCUGUUGCGGACCGGGGGCGUCGAGGUGGAGCCCGGGGGCGCGCACGGCGAGAGCGAAGGCUUCCAGGUGGUCACCUUCGAGUGGGCGCACGUCCAGGACCCCUACGUCAUCGCGCUCUGGAUCCUCGUGGCCAGCCUGGCUAAGAUCGGGUUCCACCUGUCCCACAAGGUCACCAGUGUGGUUCCCGAGAGCGCCCUGCUCAUUGUGCUGGGCCUGGUGCUGGGCGGCAUCGUCUGGGCAGCUGACCACAUCGCGUCCUUCACGCUGACGCCCACCGUCUUCUUCUUCUACCUGCUGCCCCCCAUCGUGCUGGACGCCGGCUACUUCAUGCCUAACCGGCUCUUCUUCGGCAACCUGGGCACCAUCCUGCUGUACGCAGUCGUGGGCACCGUGUGGAACGCGGCCACCACCGGCCUGUCACUCUACGGCGUCUUCCUCAGCGGGCUCAUGGGUGACCUGCAGAUCGGGCUGCUGGACUUCCUCCUGUUCGGCAGCCUCAUUGCCGCCGUGGACCCGGUGGCCGUCCUGGCCGUGUUUGAGGAGGUGCAUGUCAACGAGGUCCUGUUCAUCAUCGUCUUUGGGGAGUCCCUGCUGAACGACGCAGUCACCGUGGUCCUGUACAACGUGUUUGAAUCCUUUGUGUCGCUGGGGGGUGACAACGUGACCGGCGUGGACUGUGUGAAAGGCAUAGUGUCCUUCUUCGUGGUGAGCCUGGGGGGCACGCUGGUGGGGGUGAUCUUCGCCUUCCUGCUGUCACUGGUGACGCGCUUCACCAAGCACGUGCGCAUCAUCGAGCCCGGCUUCGUGUUCGUCAUCUCCUACCUGUCCUACCUGACGUCUGAGAUGCUGUCGCUGUCGGCCAUCCUGGCGAUCACCUUCUGCGGCAUCUGCUGUCAGAAGUAUGUGAAGGCCAACAUCUCGGAGCAGUCGGCCACGACCGUGCGCUACACCAUGAAGAUGCUGGCCAGCGGCGCCGAGACCAUCAUCUUCAUGUUCCUGGGCAUCUCGGCCGUGAACCCGUUCAUCUGGACCUGGAACACGGCCUUUGUGCUCCUGACACUGGUCUUCAUCUCCGUGUACCGGGCCAUCGGUGUGGUCCUGCAGACGUGGCUCCUGAACCGCUACCGCAUGGUGCAGCUGGAGCCCAUCGACCAGGUGGUCCUGUCCUACGGGGGCCUGCGUGGGGCCGUGGCCUUUGCCCUAGUGGUGCUUCUGGACGGAGAGAAGGUCAAGGAGAAGAACCUGUUCGUCAGCACCACCAUCAUCGUGGUCUUCUUCACCGUCAUCUUCCAGGGCCUGACCAUCAAGCCCCUGGUGCAGUGGCUGAAGGUGAAGAGGAGUGAGCACCGUGAACCCCGACUCAAUGAGAAGCUGCACGGCCGCGCUUUCGACCACAUCCUCUCAGCCAUCGAGGACAUAUCUGGACAGAUCGGGCACAAUUAUCUCAGAGACAAGUGGUCCCACUUCGACAGGAAGUUCCUCAGCCGGGUCCUCAUGAGACGGUCGGCCCAGAAGUCUCGAGACCGGAUCCUGAAUGUCUUCCACGAGCUGAACCUGAAGGACGCCAUCAGCUACGUGGCCGAGGGAGAGCGCCGGGGGUCCCUGGCCUUCAUCCGCUCCCCCAGCACUGACAACAUGGUCAACGUGGACUUCACACCGCGAUCAUCCACCGUGGAGGCCUCUGUCUCCUACCUCCUGAGGGAGAACGUCAGUGCCGUCUGCCUGGACAUGCAGUCUCUGGAACAGCGGCGACGGAGCAUCCGGGACGCGGAGGACAUGGUCACGCACCACACGCUGCAGCAGUACCUGUACAAGCCGCGGCAGGAGUACAAGCAUCUGUACAGCCGGCACGAGCUCACGCCCACUGAGGACGAGAAGCAGGACCGGGAAAUCUUCCACAGGACCAUGCGGAAGCGCCUGGAGUCCUUCAAGUCGGCCAAGCUGGGGCUCAACCAGAACAAGAAGGCAGCCAAGAUGUACAAGCGGGAGCGUGCCCAGAAGCGGAGAAAUAGCAGCAUCCCCAACGGGAAGCUGCCCACAGAGAUCCCCGUGCAGAAUUUCGCCAUCAAGGAGAAAGACUUGGAACUUUCAGACACCGAGGAGCCCCCCAACUAUGAUGAGAUGAGCGGGGGGAUCGAGUUCCUGGCUGGUGUCACCAAGGACACAGCAUCCGACUCUCCUGCAGGAAUUGACAACCCAGUGUUUUCUCCGGACGAGGCCCUGGACCGCAGCCUCCUGGCGCGGGUGCCGCCCUGGCUGUCUCCCGGGGAGACGGUGGUGCCCUCGCAGAGGGCCCGCACGCAGAUCCCCCUCUCUCCCGGCGCGUUCCGCCGCCUGACGCCCCUCCGCCUCAGCAGCAAGUCGGUGGACUCCUUCCUGCAGGCCGACGGCCCCGAGGAGCGGCCCCCCGCCGCGCCCGAGUCCACACACAUGUAACUCCCGGCCGCCCGCUAACCCUCUCUCCGCAGCUCCUCUCCGCAGGUCGCGGCGCGCCCUCCGCCUCCGGGACCCGACCUGGCACCUGCUUCUCUCUCCUGCAGCGCCUCUUCCUCCUCCAGGCCCCGCCGGCCGCACCCCUCGGAGCCCGCACCCCGCACUCGGGGCCGGGACGGGGAGGGGCGGCCGCGGGUCCGGCCUUGCGAGCUCCCUUGUCUACGACGCGGGGAGCAGGUUUCCCACUGGGGACCGUCGCCUCCCGCGGGCCAGGGCCUGGGGCGGGACCUCCCGCACCGAGGAGGCCGCGGUCCUGGGACCCCGACGGCGGGACGCGACUGGGCCGGGCCGGGCCGGGGCUUCGCUGCUGCCGCUUCCGCCUCCGCCCCGCGAACCCGGGUCCUGGGAGGAGCCCCCGGCGGGCGCCGAGUCUGGGGUGCGCGUGGGAGGGUAGCGGGAGCCGCCGGGCUCGGGGAGCGCUGAGCCCGGGACCGCCCCUCCCGCCCCGGCCCCG